Cuculus canorus (common cuckoo) is the source of this 1755-nucleotide messenger RNA. It is a transcript of the gene UROS, whose product is annotated as uroporphyrinogen III synthase. The record is from RefSeq and is a predicted model, not a curated record. The transcript is spliced from 10 exons. Gene Ontology annotation, biological process: uroporphyrinogen III biosynthetic process. Gene Ontology annotation, molecular function: uroporphyrinogen-III synthase activity. Bases 324 to 1133 code for a protein of 269 amino acids. NCBI's taxonomy places the organism in Eukaryota, Metazoa, Chordata, Aves, Cuculiformes, Cuculidae.
AGCGAUUGGUACAAUAAUUGCUGUUGCCAGAAGUUGAUAAGUGGCAGUUGUAUAAGCCUGUGUGUUUCACAGUGAGACACGCUCCGAGCUAAAGUCUGUCUGAAAAGAGGAGCGGUUUUCCAAAGAACAGCCAUCCUGUAGGAUAAGAUAAGGAGCCGGGGCAGCCCCAUCGCAGCAGCACCGCCUUCUGUGCGCCUUUGGGCUGCGCCGCUUUAAGGUUAAUAGUUUGGUAACGAGAAAGACUUCGAGCCUUCAUUUUUGGACCCCCGGGAGGGGGAGAAGGAGGCGUGGAGAGGUUUUUUUUUGUUGCUGUUUGGUGAACAAUGAAAGUUCUGCUGCUGAAGGAUCCCAAAGACAAAGAUUCAGGACCAGAUCCAUAUAUUAAAGAAUUAGGGUUAUACGGAUUUGAAACAACUUUGAUUCCUGUUUUGUCAUUUGAAUUUGUAUCUCUUGGAAGCUUAUUUGAAAAGCUCUCUCAUCCAGAAGCUUAUGGAGGCCUAGUCUUUACCAGUCCUAGAGCAUUAGAGGCCAUCAAGAUAUGUUUAAAAGAGAAUAGUAAAAAUGAAGCCUGGUCAAAAUCUCUUAAACAAAGAUGGAAAAACAAACCAGCAUACGUGGUUGGAAAAGCUACAGCUUCUCUAGUGGAAGAAAUUGGCCUUACUCCACAGGGAGAAAAGUCUGGAAAUGCUGAAAAAUUAUCUGAGUAUAUUUGCUCAAGAGAGAAACCUAAUUCCUCAGCUCUUCUUUUUCCUUGUGGAGCCCUGAAAAGAGAACUACUUCCUACAGUACUUGGAGAAAAAGGUAUACCUUUGGAAAGCCUUACUGUUUAUCAAACAACUCAACAUGCUGACCUGCAGGAAUCUUUGAGCAGUUAUUUCUCGCAACAGGGAAUUCCAGCAAGCAUCGUGUUCUUCAGUCCUUCUGGUGUGAAAUUUUGCCUGCAGCACAUUCAGAAGCUUUCAGGGGAUUUUAUCAGCCGUAUCAAGUUUGCUGCUAUCGGUCCAACAACUGCUGAAGCCAUGGAAGCGGCAGGAAUCCAAGUUAGCUGCACUGCACAGAGUCCAACUCCCCAAGACCUCGCCACUGGGAUCCAAAAAGCACUUCAGCUACAGAACUGCUGUUUAUCUAAAUAAGGACCCAGCAUGCAUUUGAAAGCAAAUAUGGUGCUGUAGGUGUUUUAUCCAUUUUGCAGACCUGUUGUCUUGCAAGGAAGUAUUUUUCAGGAAUGUGCAACGUUAUCCUUGUUGCGGCCUGGUGUGAGUAGUUGCAUCUGAAAAUCUAAGAAAUCUGGAAUUUGUCCAGCAUAUUUGAAAGUAUCCAGCUAUUCCCCUUUGCUCAUGUGUGCAGUGUAAAUAUUCUAUGUGAGUGUUCCUUGAAAAGUAGUUGUGAGAGGCCAGUCUGUGUUGGAGUAGUGUACUGAAAUAAGCUCAGCGUAUCAUCUCAGGUAUCUCCUAGCACACAGGUAAGAUUUUCAUUUCUCUGUACAGUCAGUUUUACAUGCAUAUAUUUUUCUUUUGUAAAAUAAAAGCUGACUUACAAGGAAGUAUUUUCUGUUGUAAAGCUUACUUGGUUAUGGUUCUGCUUUUCAAAUACUUAGAUUGAAAUGAGUGUAGAUUCUCACUGGAAUAUGACAGUUCUUGAAGUUGCAGUUACAGAGUCUUAAAAAUUAGGCUUUGGUUUCUAUUCCUGUAAAGAAGGAAGAUUUAUUAACAGAGAAAUAAACUGGCUUAUAAUCACUAAUAAUGGUGGUAGAGU